Jatropha curcas is the source of this 704-nucleotide messenger RNA. The record is from RefSeq and is a predicted model, not a curated record. Lineage: Eukaryota; Viridiplantae; Streptophyta; Magnoliopsida; Malpighiales; Euphorbiaceae.
GAAUUUCUUAUUUAAGAAUAUGCAAAUUAAUCGUUAAUCACUACUCACUUCCUCAACCUAAACUAAGAGGCCAGAGAAGAAAGGGAAAAUGAAGACAAUUACAAUUAGAAAUUGUUUCUUCCUCUCUUCUCUAGUCCUUAGCCUCAUCACUCUCUUUCCCCAUCAAAUUGCAGGCAGUAGUCUGGUGGAACAAGUAUGCGAACACUCCCACGACAAAGCAAAAUGUAUAGAAAGCUUUAACUCAAACCCAGAGAGUGAGGGAGCGAGUCUAGAGCAACUCGGGGUACUAGCUUUAAAGCUAGCUGCUCAGAACGCAACAUACACGUCUUUGUAUAUGCAGCACGUUCUUGGAAACCAAACAUUGGACCCUGCGAUUCAACAGGCGCUAAGUCAUUGUGCAGACCAGUAUUCAAAUGCUUCCCAGGAACUAGAAAACUCUAUAACUGCUUUGUCAACAGAUAAUAGACAUACAGUGUUCACGUGGGUGAAUGCAGCGAUUACCAAUAUUGAAUCCUGCGAGGGCAAGUUGAAGGAAAGUGGGAGCCCAGAUUCUAUAAUGUUGGCCAGGAAUGCAAUGUUCCUCUUUUUGUGUGACAAUGCCUUGGCCAUCAACAAAAUCUUGACCUAAAAGCACUAGAAAUGCUCUAAAUGUUAAUUUUGUAACUUUAAAUUAAUAAUAAUAUCACUCUAGGUGUUUUUUGGUA